Messenger RNA from Oncorhynchus gorbuscha (pink salmon), 2876 nucleotides. RefSeq names its product RNA-binding protein 4.1-like. The coding region runs from base 1343 to 2719 and encodes 458 amino acids. Gene Ontology annotation, cellular component: cytosol; nuclear speck. Gene Ontology annotation, biological process: mRNA splicing, via spliceosome. Gene Ontology annotation, molecular function: zinc ion binding; mRNA binding. The record is from RefSeq and is a predicted model, not a curated record. NCBI's taxonomy places the organism in Eukaryota, Metazoa, Chordata, Actinopteri, Salmoniformes, Salmonidae. The transcript has 4 exons.
UGAUGCAGGCGGAAAUCGGCAUGUGCAUCGUCCUGGCACCUGUGUGCCAGCCGUCGGCAGAUGAAUCUUCAUCUUCAACUGACUAAUCAAUCCAUAUUCAAGUCAACAUACUUCCUUUAUUUCCAGUUGUCACUUACAAGGACACUUAGCUAUCUGGAACCACAGGUCUGGCACUGUGUGUGUGAUGUUAAUACUAGCUUAACUAUACCGGCUUUCCACUCGCUUUGUUUGUCUUUUUUUAAAUUCUUUUUUUAGAAAUUAUACAUCUUUUUAUUUCUAAGAAUCUCCUCAAAGCAAAUUGGCCACUGAAUUUGGCAUAUUGAGGUGACCAUAGUUUAGAGAGUUUUGUCUUACUUGAGAAAUAUUUUUCAUUCAUUUAAUUGUUUUCAGCUAUUAAUGACAAAUUCUCAUUCUUGCCAUGUUUCGCUCAGUCAUUCAACCACAUUUUUGUUUUGAAUUUUCCCCCAGUAAUACACGAUUUAAGAAUAAACCGGUAUGAAUAUUUGUGAAAUUCAUGCACUGGCUUUGAGAACGUUCAUGAACAUCUGUUUUCUCAAGAGGACAUUCCACUUCGUGUUGAGGAAAUCCUCGUCAUACUGCUUUUGCUUAGAGUUGCUGUUACGGUGACAUUAUCCGUAUCCCAAAACAAACAUUCCAAUUUGUCUCAGUUGAUAUGCUUCAUCAAUAAUAUCUGCAUACGUCUCCUAACCAAAAAGAAGCAUUUAAGUUUGUACUAAUUUGAACAGUGUGCAUAGAACGUAUAGAUUCAUACACCGCCAAAAGUAAUCUUCUUGCAUAAUUCGGGAAGGCCCAAUCUGAUAUACACCAAUUCAAGAGGAUAUAGCAAUAUAUUAAAUAUGGUUUUCUAACAAUCUAUGUUUUAGUAAAUCAAAUUCACCUGUGUUCAUUGAAUAUUCAUUGCUACUAAACAUGAACCUGUUCAAUACAGCAAAUAACAUGAGCAUAACUCAGGGCUAUGACAUAAUCAUUAAGGUAAGAGGCUCUUGUCUUAAUCACUUUCUAUGGGUGCCUUUUACAGCGAAGCUAUUUUGGGAAUUGUUGUAGUUUGUAUUUUUCCUAAGUCCAAGCGUGUACGUUUUUCGCAUUUUAUUUUUUAAUAAACCAUAAAGUAUUUUUUUUGUGCCAAUUUUCUUUAUGUAUGCUCUCUUCAUAAUUUAUCCACAUCGACACUAAAUUGAAAUGAAUGCUUUUCUGAUAAUACCGACUAAAACCUGGUACUACUAAAUCAAGUACAGUCGGAAAGAAAUGCACGCAUGCUGCUUUCGUCCAAUCAACCGGUCUGAUUUCGACGCCCUCCAAUCUGGUUUUACCUUUUGAGGGGAUGGGCAGAGAUUGUGCUGUGGCUAGCAGGCGCGGCGCCAUUUCAUCUCGGAGACCAGUGGCAUCCCACAGUGAAAGCAGGAGCAUCAUCAUGGUGAAAAUCUUCAUUGGGAAUUUGUCUCCAGACACCACGGUGGAGGAGCUGCGCUCCCUCUUCUCCCAGUAUGGCAAGAUCUCAGAGUGCGACAUAGUCAAGAACUUUGGCUUUGUACACAUGGAUGACAAAGCCAAGGCAGAAGAUGCCAUCAAGAAUCUCCACCACUACGAGCUCAACGGGCAGGCCAUGAAUGUGGAGAUGAGCCGCGGCAGACCCAAAGCCUCUACCAAGCUCCACGUGGGUAAUAUCAACAGCAGCUGUACCAACCAAGAACUACGGGCCAAGUUUGAGGAGUACGGCCCAGUGGUGGAGUGUGACAUAGUGAAGGACUACGCCUUUGUCCACUUGGAGCGUGUGGAGGAUGCCAUGGAGGCUGUCAGUGGGCUGGACAACACAGCCUUCCAAGGCAAACUGCUGAGCGUGAAGCUUUCGACUAGCCGCCUGCGUACUACGCCUGGCAUGGGAGAGAGGACUGGUUGUUAUCGGUGCGGGCAGGAAGGCCACUGGUCCAAAGAAUGUCCGCUCGACACGUUGGGCAACUACAGAGAGGGUGCCGAGCCACGCUCUGACGGAUUCGAUGGCGGUGCCCCCAGGUUCGGCGGGGGGAGUCGCAGCGGUCGCGUUUAUCAACGGGGCUUCAGUGGCGGCGAUCCAGGUUACAGUGGCAGCUACGCUUCCGUGCACGACUUUGGCAACAGAGGGUCUGUUUACGGCAGCGGCAGUGUACCCGGGUAUGGCAGGGGCGCGGGCUACGAGAGCGCAAUGAGUUACAGUGUCCCGCAGGGUUAUGGAAUGAGCGCUGCCGAACAAUGCAUGGCCCGGACAUACGCCAGCGAGGCAGCGUACGGCUGCACCAGCUCGAGCUAUGGUGUGAUCCCAGCCAACCCAGUGCGCCGGUCAUCUUACGAGGACCGGGAUCCUUAUGGUGUUGUGGACUUCUACGAGAAGUACCGGGCUCGCUCGUAUGGAGCCGGUUAUUUCGAAGAGCGCCGGUCUGUCCCUUUGCCAGCCCCACCUCCCCCCUCCUCCUCAGCCAUAAUGAGGGAGCGCCUGCCGCCCUCUAGCCUCGACCUAUACGAGCGCUGUCCCCUCCCUCCUCUACCAGCCUCCAUCUCCUCAUACUACUCCCGCGACCGGAGCCCAAUCCGGCGAAUCCCUGCUGAUGCUGAGGGCUACGCGUACGAGCGCGCGCGCCUCUCCCCGGUGUCCUCCCUCCCCAGAAGCUUGGCUUAUGGCAUCCCGCGGGACCCCUACGCCGAGCGGGCGCGCUAUGCUUACUAACCUUUUUCCCACUUGUCCAGGUGUCGCAACAGUGUCGUGCUCGGUUGGCCAUCUUAGUUCCGUCUCGCUAUGCGUUUCGACGUGGUCGUGGGAUGGAUGGGGAAUGUGCGGACCUUUUACCUUCACUGUUCGAUAUCUGUCUUGUGUGUUAACUGAU